AUGAAGGGGGAGAUAAUACGGUUUACCCAAUCUAAUAAGAAGUUAGAGCUGAGAAUUAGUGCUACACAAAAUUUUCCCAAAAGCCGUUUGCUUGGUUCAUUUGCAAAGAAAUCUUCAAAGAAGACACUUAAAUGUGUGACUUCAAUGAAAGUCAGCCUGGUGGCUAGUGGUGGUGUUGGUGAUAUUGGAGUCUUUCUUUUGACAAGUGCAGUUCUAGAAAUAGCCAGAAGGUUCUCUGUAGCUCACUGUCCUUUUAUCUGGCAUGGGCUUCAGGCAGCUCAGAUUCUCUGUUGUCCGCCAUUUAAAUGGAUCCAGAGAUGGGCUCCUUUUACUGCUUUGGUUAAAGGAAUGCAGAGUUUGUCAAGGCCAUUGUUGUUCCUGUCAGUGGCAACAGGUUUGUUAGGUGAAUCAGGCACCUCCAAUUCAAAAGGAACACUCAGUGGUUCAGGUGCUGAUCUCACAGAGCUAUCUGCACAAUUGGCCACACAAGACACAAGGUAUGUCAACAAGGUUUCAGCAAGUCUUGAUAUGGAAGAUUGGUUGGUGAAACUCUAUGCAGAGCUUGAGAAGCUGGGCAUUACUAUACCAGAGAGGGUUAGUGAAGAUGAGCUUCAUAGAUUCUAUGCUGUCUCGGAUGGUGACUUUGAAAAGUUUUUGUCAUCAGUUAAGAAGAGUAUUCGGUGGAGGCAGAAAUACACUCUGCUUUCACCACAAGAACUCAAGGCCUGGGGCAAUUUGGUCUUUUGGCAUGGCUCUGAUUUGAUGCAACGACCCACCCUCAUUAUUCGCGUUGGACUUGCAUGCUCUCAUUUGGGUUCAAAUGGCCAAGCACAGUUUGUUAAAGCAAUCGUUUCACAGGUGGAAUACGGGGUUCUAAACUUGCUUGAUGCAGAACAUCCACAGCUUACUGUUUUGAUGGAUUGUCACGGACUAUCACCUUUUGGAUUCCCGGUUCAAACAUUUAGAUCAUGUGCGGUGCUUCUUCAAGAUCAUUACCCGAAUCGGCUUGGAUGUUUACUUGUUGUACGCCUUCCCUCUGUUGCCAGAAUCAUAACUCAAACUCUAUUCCAAGUAUUGAAGCCUAGAACACAGCAAAAGCUGACAAUUGUGGGGGAAGAUUUACAAGAGGUACUUUCAAGGUACUUUGAAGAUUUGCCUCCUUUUCUUGGUGGAAAGUGUUGUUGCUCUAAAUGUGCAAGUGAGGUUGAAACUGUAGAGGAAAGAAUGCGAAUCGGUGAUGAAGAUCGUCAUCUCAAGCUUACAUUAUCUGAUUCUGAGCUUUGUCAUGGUAGUAGAUUAGAUAAGGAUUGCAAGUUCAUAGUCUCUGCUAUGUUGGGCUCUUUUCUACUAUGGUUAUGUCUUGUUUACAUUAUUAGAAGUUUAUCAUGAACAGGUUAUGCUCCC
Molecule: messenger RNA, 1404 nt
Organism: Lactuca virosa
Lineage: Eukaryota; Viridiplantae; Streptophyta; Magnoliopsida; Asterales; Asteraceae
Source: the annotation of a GenBank genome assembly